This is a messenger RNA of Vitis vinifera (wine grape), 967 nucleotides long. Its product is annotated as cysteine-rich repeat secretory protein 38. The record is from RefSeq and is a predicted model, not a curated record. Lineage: Eukaryota; Viridiplantae; Streptophyta; Magnoliopsida; Vitales; Vitaceae. Bases 45 to 773 code for a protein of 242 amino acids. The transcript has a single exon.
CUUCAAUAUAUCCUUAGCUAUCUGCAAAAUCUGCAGUGUCCAAGAUGUAUUUCUCAAGAUUUGCCACCUCCCUCUACCUGCUAUCCUUUGCUUUCCUUCUCCAAACCAUCGCUGGAACUGACCCUCUGUACCAUUUCUGUUCAAGCUCUCAGAAGUUCAUAGAUAAUGGCACAUAUGAGACCAACUUGAACAAGCUCAUGGGCUAUCUCUACUUAGCAGCUCCUCCCACAGGUUUUAGGAAAGGUUCAGUUGGUGAGAACAAUGACCAAGUGAACGGGCUUGCUCUCUGUCGAGGUGAUGUCUCAAACACAGACUGCAAAGCCUGUAUUACCGAAUCAAGCAGCGAAAUCCGCAAACGCUGCCCAGACAACAAAGCUGCAAUCAUAUGGUAUGAUUACUGCCUUUUGAAAUACUCAAACGUGAAUUUCUUUGGUCAAGUUGAUCAUCAGAACAUGUUCUAUAUGUGGAACUUGAAUAAUGUAAGUGAUCCUGAUUCAUUUAAUCAAAAGACAAAGGAGCUGCUAAGCAACCUAGCCCAGCAAGCUUUUAACGCCAUGAAAAUGUAUGCCACCGGAGAACUAGAGCUGGAAGAAUCCGAAAAACUAUACGGAUUGACUCAAUGCACCAGGGAUCUGUCCAGCAGUGAUUGUAAGAAGUGUCUUGAUGAUGCAAUAAGUAAACUUCCAAACUGUUGUGAUGGCAAAGAAGGAGGGAGGGUUGUUGGGGGGAGUUGCAACAUAAGAUAUGAGAUUUACCCCUUUGUCAAUUCUUAGAGAACCUAUCUUGUUCUCUAGAGUUUGCGGAUCAGUAUAUUACAAUAGAUAAAUGAAGUACUGUUGUACACACUUAAAUUUCUCAUGUUUGGGGAUUGGGGUAUCAUGUCAGUGAUGUCACUACACUUUCAUCUGUUUGCUUGUAUUUUAUCUCUAAAUCAUAGAUGUUCUUGAGUAUAAAAUUUCCCUGUUGU